AGGCCGGCGCAUGCGCGACGCUGCUGCGGGGUUGUUUGAGUACAACGCAGAGCCAGCCGGGUGCGGGCUGGACCGCGACAGGAGAUGUCGGUGGAGCCGGUGAGGCCGGAGCCGGCGGACGACAGCGAGUCGGAUGUCUUUGAAAUUGUUCUCCCGAUCACUGUCUUUGUGCUGAGCGAUGAUGAUUUUCUCCAAGAUGACGCUGAGGACCAAGUAGUGUCGGUUCCCAAGUUGAAGAAGGAGGAUGAGCAGGAUGUUAACUUAAACAAUAGCGUUUUUCUAGAAAGUAAUGUGAUGCCUUCAAAUGACAGUAAUGGUUUAAGCAUCUGUGAAGAAAACAAGACUGCUUCAAAUAAGGAUAAUAAUAUGAAAUACUCUGAAGAAAAAUGUGUUGCUGAGAGUGUGUGUAACAGAUCAAAAUCAUCUUUAAGUGAUUGGUGCGAUACAGGCACAGAUAAGUACAGUCAGAAUUAUGUGUUGCCUACAUCGUCUUGCAAAACAGAGCUUACAGAGAUAAAUGAAAGCAGUGACAGAAGAGAAUGUGAUGGCGAUGACGGCUUUCAGAAGAUUCCUCCUCCUCUCUCCUCUGCUGUCAAUGAGGGUAGAGAUGAGAUCAUCAAGACAAGCAGACAGGUGAUGUUGGCAGCGAUAUCCAAACAUGAAGAGGAACUUGUGAGCGUUGCAAGUGUUCUUUCUGAUGGCAGUCAAGAAAAACAACCAGAAAUCCACAAAGAGAUGGAGACAGUUGUUGAAAUAGAAGAUCCUGAUUCUUCAAAGAAUGGAGACAAUGAAGCUAAUAACAGAAACAGAAGCAAAUCUGAAGAUGAAACUCAGUGUUCGUUUUUGGAACAUAGCUUGAAAGAAGAACCAAAAUUUACCUAUAAUUGUUCUGCUCCGUUUCCUAAUGGAUGUUCUACUUCAGAAGAAUUGCUAAAAGAUGUAGGGAAACUGGAGAUGUAUGCUUCCACUUCUGGUGAAUCAAAUACUACUGGAGAGCAUAUUUAUAAGACAUUAACACCAUUUCCUAAGAAAAGACGUCGGCAACAAAACGUUUUUUCUCCUCAUUCAAGCCCAAAAGAAUUGCAAGGCCAGCAAGAAGGUUUAGCAUGGCUAAGCAAUAGUGUGACCAUCAAGCCUCUUUCUAAAGCAUCUUGUUCUAUAAAUAAGCACGAAAGAUUGAAUUUGAAGUGCAAGUUUUGUUUUUCUGUGUAUAAAUGCAGUGCACAUCUAAAGAAACAUGUUUAUUCUGCUCAUAAAGAUAAGAAAAUACAUAAAUGCUGCUUUUGUAAAAGAACCUUUUUCUCUUCUGUCAACCUGAAGAAUCACCUGAAAUUUCAUAAAAUAAGUAAGUUGCAAAAGGCAAGAAAAAAUAGAAUGAAUGCCAGAAAAGUUAGGCAGAGAAGAUCUGAAGAAAGAAAAUCUGAGACCAAGAAAAAAGAAAGUAAAUAUGAGAAAUUUUUCAUCAAAAUUGAAAGGGACUUUACACCUCUGGGUGUGCCAGUUAGUUUUUCCUGCAAAUAUUGUUUCUUUUCUUCAUCAAAUCCUAGGAUUUUUAUUCAUCACAUGAAGGGACAUAAAGAGAGACCACCUUACCAGUGUCCUCAGUGUGACUACUCCUGCGUUAGUUUAUCCUACCUGAUAAAUCACAUCUACUGGCAUGCUGGGUACAAGCUGUACCAGUGCAGGUUUUGCACCUUUUUUUCAUUAUAUUUUGCAAGCAUGGUGAGGCAUAGCUACAUACACACCGGGGCUAAACCAUAUUCCUGUGAGUUCUGCCAGUCAGCGUUCACGAGCACCACUGGGUUAAAGAGACACAGGAGAUUACAUGCAGGCAAAGAAAUGUGCCAAGGGCAGCAACUUGACUUCGUAAGUGGAAGAAAGAGAACUCGAAGACCUUUAAAGAAUUACACAUGUGAUGAGUGUAACGUAGUGUUUUACACUAGAGGACAUCUCAGCUUUCAUAAGAAAUUUCACGAACAGUUUAAGGCUACCGCUAAUGGUUAUGCGAAUCAGAGCAAUGAAUAUCACAAAGGCAAAAUACACGAAGUUGGCAGUGAUUCCCAGGAUCAUGUUUCUCUGUCUCCUGCUAGUAAAGAAAAUGAUUGUCUCAGUGGGGGAAUGCUGGCUUCAGAAGUAGGCUUCAAGCAGGCAGGUGAUGUGCGGGACAAUAAGAAAAUGUGCUCUCGAAAGAAAUUCCCUGAAAACAGCCAUGGAAGCAACAGCUUACCUAUUAUUGGGAAUAGACCAGACAUUCAUCUGAAUUCGUACAAACUGGACACUGUCAUCUGCAAAGAGGAAGCUCUCUUCAACUCCAGGGCGUCUUGUUCACAAGCUCGGGAUGAUGAUGCGUAUCAUAAAUUUGUAGAAAACUUAAGGGAUAUGUGGCCUCCUAAUUGGUCUACAUUCAAAAUGUACAAGUGCCAACACUGCAGUUAUGCUACCACUGUUCAUAGCGACUUUAAGCUGCACCUAAAAAUACAUACAGAUGAAAGACCAUUUGUGUAUAAAGAAUGUAAUAAGACAUUUAAAACAUCAAACCAUGUGCAGAAGCACAGCCUUACUCACGUAAAGAACAGAUACGAGUUUGGCCAUUGCUUCUAUGUAGAUAGCCAUUCAGAGAAUCUUGAAUUGCAUCAUGAAAUGCAUGUAGGCAUGUGUCCAGAAAGAGAUUUUGGUUCCUUGGAAGGUUCAAACAGUGUCUGUUCCUUGCUUGGUUCGGAAGUCUGUGGAGUACAGCCAGAUGUCCAGAGGGGCAAAGAAAAUGAUGUGCUAGCACAAAGUCAGCAACGAUUCUAUCAGUGUGCAGAGUGUGAGUACUCUACUUACAUUUUAAGCAACCUUGAACUACAUGUAAGAACUCACACGGGUGAGAAACCAUACAGCUGCAGCGUUUGUCAGAAGAAGUUCCGUACUUCCAGUCACCUGAAAAGACACAGUAUCACGCAUUUUAACAUAGAGCAUCUCAAGUGCAGGAACUGUGACUAUUCAACAAACAAAUGGCUGUCUUUGAAACAGCAUCUGGCUUCACACUCGUGUGGGGAAAGCUCAUCUACUGGCUGUCUCUACGAGCAGAAGCAGCUGCCUGUCAAAACAUACACGUGCGAAGAGUGUGGCUAUUCAACGGCCCACAAUGGAAACCUGAAGCCACACUUGAGAAUUCAUACAGGGGAAAAGCCAUUCAAGUGCAGUCAGUGCGCUGUUGCUUUCCGCACAUCCAGCCAUCUGAAGCGCCAUUCACUGACUCAUUUAAAGUUGCGCUGCAGAAGGUGUAGGUUUUCCACGGCAGAUAAACAGGCUUUCCAAAAGCAUGUAAAAACACACAAAAAAAAGUACAAGUGUGGAAAGUGUAAUGUGAUGCUGCCUACCAAAAAACUUCUGGAAAAGCAUAAGCGGCAACAUAAGCUUGGAAUAUAAGCUUGGGAAUUGCAAGCUGGCAGUUGGUUCUGGAGAGGUUUGCAUGUUUUGAAUUUGUUCAUUGCUUUACAUUCCCCUGCUGUCCCCAGAACGACGGCAGGUAAUGGAGGCAUCCAGUGUUUUGGGCCAGAGAAUGAACCUGGUUUGGUCUAGGUUCUUCUGAGAGCUUCAGUUCUAGCACAGGCUGUGCUAAAAAAGAUCUUAGAGGCACCUUUUCAUGCCUGAGUAACUUUUUAAUACCAUGAGGUCAGUUAUUAUUUGGCCAAUGUUCGUUAGUUUAAACAGUUAUUUUGUGCCACUUUCUUGCAAAAAAAUAAUAAAAAAAGUCUUGUCUAACUGAAAGAAUGUUGAAAAAAGAAGAGAGGGAAGUGCACGUUAUAUUGUAUAGUAAUAACUUUUCAUUUAAAAAUUGUCAGUGUGUUUGGAGGCUUAACACCACCUCCCAUCUGCUGAAAAGUUGCAUUCCCUGAUCCCAGGUUCUCUGGCAAUACCUGCAAGCGAUUAAAAAAACCAACAAAAAAAACCCCUCACAAAAUCACAGAAACAAAAGAUUUGUGUCAUCACUGGAUAACUGGGAUAUGAACAUGUUUUCUGUAUGUGAGUAUAUCCAAAGGGUUUAUUAGGCAGUUAUCUUGUCUGUACUCUUGAUAAUUCUUUGAGUAGUCUGACAGAAAUGGUUUUGUUGUCCUUAAUCAGUUAUUUUAUGAUACUGAAAACCCUUAAUCUUCAUUAAUUUUAUGUAAAUGUCUAAUAUUAAUCUAGUAUGAAAUGCCUUAUCUUUUCUCAGGCUGGUAGUUACUGUGUUCUUUGUUUCUUAAAAUGGACAAUAUCAUGCUUUUCAAAGAAUUUCUCUGUUAAUUUAACCACUUGUUAUUGCAACUACUACUUAGCUACAUUGAAAACCUUAGCAGUAUCUUGAACUGUAAAAUAUAUUUUGUUAAAGAGCUUUACUGUGCAUCGAAAAUACCAUGUAUAAGGACCACUUGUGCCAAACAGCAGUUGUUACCUGGUAUGGUGAAGACAGAUGGAUGUUUCUUCCACUUUAUACUCAAAUCUAGACAAAUCUUUGCUUGUUUUAUAGAGUUAUAUGCUGCUCGAAACUCUGUGUGGACAUCACUGACUGUAUGAUGUUUGGUGGUAUCGAUAACAGCGGUGUUACUCUCUUGUGUGAGGAAAGACAACGGCAAAGGACUGGUGCUAACUGUCCCCUGAUGUUCCAAUUCAGUCCAUGAAACAGCAGAGUAAAGCUAUAGCUUAAUUUAGAGAAUGUAAACAUGGAACUAUGACUGUUUUUUACUGCUCUCAGAUGUAUGCUUUUCUUUAUAAAUAUAGAUAAUAUCUUGCAGGGGCUUUCUGGUAACGUAGGAGACAGGUUGGAAAUGAUUGCCCAGACAGGUGGUGGAGUCUCCUUCUUUGGAGAUACUCAAAACCCGUCUGGCUCUGGGUGGCCCUGCUUGAGCAGGGGGUUGGACCAGACGACCUCCAGAGGUCCUGCAGCCGUUCUGUGAUUCAGAACGCAAUUUUCUAAGAGUGGAUUGAAACUCAUGAAUAGAUGCCAUCAGCAAAGGUAUUUAAGUGAUCUAGUUCUUUGUAAAAUCAGGCAAGUAAAUAUCUGUGACUGGUGGUGACAGAUGUUUUUACUACAGGCAGGGAAGUUGCUGUUCUGGAAUGAGUGAUUCUGAGAUUAGAGUGAUUGAGCUAACCACCUGGUACAGUUGUGAGAAAGAAGAACUUUAUCCUGAUAUGAAUAAAGAAAAGCAUUUCUGGGAAAUAUUAACACUGUUAUAAAAGCUUGGAGGAAUUUUUACCUCCGUUACUGCACAAUUCUGAUAAUUUAUUUGAAGAAAAAUUAAAAAAAAAACAGGUACACCAGUGAAAAGAAUUGUAAGCCUGUAUAUCAGAUGAGUCUAGGAAAGCUAAAUCUGAGAAUAAUUGUUUGAAAGUGUGGUGUACAAUGAUGAAGAAAGGAGCCCAGUUUAAGGGGGAUAAAUUAUUGAAGGAAAUGUUAAAAAGAGUUUGUAAACAGCAUAAGUUUCUUUUAGUUUUAAGUAAGAACAACAGAAGACAUUUUCAGAUGGAGCUUGAUGAAUUUGUAAAAAUAAUUAUUCCAGUUGGUUGCCUCUAAUAAAAAUAAAGUGUUU
Grus americana (Whooping crane) is the source of this 5555-nucleotide messenger RNA. Its product is annotated as zinc finger protein 493-like. Bases 85 to 3414 code for a protein of 1109 amino acids. The record is from RefSeq and is a predicted model, not a curated record. The transcript has 3 exons. NCBI's taxonomy places the organism in Eukaryota, Metazoa, Chordata, Aves, Gruiformes, Gruidae.